Messenger RNA from Monopterus albus (swamp eel), 997 nucleotides. RefSeq names its product Down syndrome cell adhesion molecule homolog. Lineage: Eukaryota; Metazoa; Chordata; Actinopteri; Synbranchiformes; Synbranchidae. The transcript has 3 exons. Bases 537 to 893 code for a protein of 118 amino acids. The record is from RefSeq and is a predicted model, not a curated record. Gene Ontology annotation, molecular function: protein binding.
GUGUGUAUAUUGUCUUCUUAAACCCAUGUUUAAGAAGCAGAGUUACAUCCUCUGAAGUAAGGCUUUUAGUCUGUAAUUUCUAAUUGUAUUUUCAGACAGUAGUUGAUAACACAUGACUUACAAUACUGUUUUUUGCAGUGCCAUUUUUUUUACUCAUUAAUGGCAUCUUGCUAUAAGGCUUUGCCUUAUGAAUGUUUUUGAGCUGUCAUGUGUUUUUAUCACAAAGUCUGGCAUAGAAAUCAGCCUUACAAUACCCGUGUAUCUGCAAUAAACGGCUUCGACCAGCCUUUGAAUUCAGGGUUUGAUUCCUACUCCUUUCUGUUUUUUUCAGCAUACAGUUUAGAUUGAGACAGCUAGCUAGCUAGCUAGCUAGAUGUUUAGCUUAUGUCACGGAGACGCACACACAGUGGACGAGGUGAGUAAGUGACUGAGGCUGUGAGUCAAAUGUAGUAAUUUAUUUUAGUGUGACAGAGAAGAAACUUUUACAUUUACAACAAGCUCUGUAAGCCAGGGCGGGAUCAGCGGCGGCUUUGCGCAUGCGCGAUUCAUUUGCAGCCUGGACGCGGAGCGGUGUGGAUCUCCUCUCUGCUCUGACUGCAGCUGGGACUGGUGCGAGAGGCUACGAGCUUGGAGAGAUCAGGAACGUGACAACCUCUAAGCCCUCUCUGGAGCUGGAUGGACUGGAGAAGUACACCAACUACAGCAUCCAAGUGUUGGCCUUCACCAGAGCUGGAGAUGGUGUUCGCAGUGAACAGAUUUACACACGUACCAAGGAAGAUGUUCCUGGCCCUCCAGCAGGUGUGAAGGCAGCUGCUGCAUCCAACUCAGUGGUGUUUGGGUCCUGGCUUCCUCCUCUCAAAGUGAAUGGCAUCAUUCCACCACCCCCUGGAUGAGGGACAUUGUGCUGCCUUGUGGCAGUGGGAGAUCCAUCCCCAACCAUCAAGUGGCUGAAGGAGAUGUGAGUACCCAUCAGCCUUAAAGCUUGCAAACACACAAU